Guyanagaster necrorhizus is the source of this 771-nucleotide messenger RNA. RefSeq lists its product as uncharacterized. Bases 1 to 771 code for a protein of 256 amino acids. The transcript is spliced from 6 exons. NCBI's taxonomy places the organism in Eukaryota, Fungi, Basidiomycota, Agaricomycetes, Agaricales, Physalacriaceae. The record is from RefSeq and is a predicted model, not a curated record.
AUGUCCCGCCGCGCCGCUAUCAUCAUACAUGCCUUAGAAUCCCAGAAAGGCCCAUUCAAACUCAAAGCCCCGAUGCUUGACGCAGAUGGCACGCUCAUUAAGAAGCGGGAUGCACCCACUUUGAUCGAAGAACUGAUUGCGGAGAACGAGGAAGUGUGGAACAAUUUUCUGACCAAUGAAUUCUGUACGCUCGGUUAUAAAACCCCUGCAUCCGACUUCGAUGACACAUACCGAGACUACCUUUAUUUGAUUGAAUAUGUCCGCUUCGUCCAUUAUCGAGACCUGCAGGAGCCAUCAGCUCACACUAAGGAGGGUCUGGUCAAUUUGCUUGGCAGUGUGUCUGAUAAUGUGGACUACGUGGAAGGGAACUACGAAACUUGCAUCACUCCCACUCCCAAUGGUAUUGGUAUUCCUGAAGAGGAGUUACUGAACGAAAAGCCUUCACCGGCGUUGUUGGGCUAUACAAGUUGGGAGCAACUGUCUGGUAUCACGGACGAUUCUUUCUCGAAUUUUGUUAGGGCGAUUCCGUGCGUCUAUGGAUGGAACAAGAUUGCGGAAAAGUUGCAGAGCGAGGGAGAUGGAGAACAAGGUACAUUGUUUUACAAAUCCUGGUUCCAGGCGAACCUAGACGACAGUUAUGCGAGCACGCUUUCCGAAUAUCUGGAGGCCAAUCAUUCAACCUAUGAUUCACCUGGCAAUAAGGACAAAUGGAGUGUUGCAUUUCAUGAAGCUUGUCAAUUUGAGACUGCACUCUUCGCAGCAGGGCUUUGA